AAAGGUAGAAGUAAUAAAAGUUUAAUAAAAUUUCAGAAUCGUGUGCCUCAAACUUGCUUUUCCGAAAUCCGGGUCUAUAGCUUCAAUCAAUUAUUAAAUAUGGUUCUGAUCUAAAUGGGAAUUUGAUUUUAACAUCAACGAUCUGAAUCCUCUUAUUUCUGGAAACCGAUUCUCCAACUACUAUAGAGUAGCUCUAUCCCAAAACCCUCAAAUUACAGUUGAAGAAAUCCCCUAUGAACAAUCAGUGUUUAGCAUAAAUCGCAACCCAAAAAUCUAAAAUCUUAAUUCGCGAACUGGGUAUAGACAGAUCGGCCGAAAUUUGCAGCCGAAAACUUGUGAUCUUUUAAUGCGGCAAGGAAGAAGGUUAGCAUAAUAUGUUUUGGAGGGAACGCGAAAGGGAGAUCAACAAAGAGCAAAAUGGAGGCCCUCCUUGUGGGCAGGUUCGAGUUCUUGUUGUUGGGGAUUCAGGUGUGGGAAAAACUUCUCUUGUUCAUCUGAUAGUGAAAGGUACAACAACAAAACAUCCUCCUCAAACAGUUGGGUGUACAGUAGAGGUGAAGCAUUUUACAUAUGGAACUCCUAGUAGCUCUUCAGAUAGUGAGAAAGGUGACAAAGAUAGGGAUUUCUUCAUUGAACUCUGGGAUGUCUCUGGACAUGAUCGUUAUACAGAUUGUCGUUCCAUCUUUUAUUCCCAAAUAAACGGUGUUAUUUUUGUGCAUGAUCUUUCUCAAAGAAGGACAAAAACAAGUGGCCUUCCUGUACCCUACCUUGUCAUUGGUAACAAAGCUGACUUGGCAGCCAAAGAAGGGACAAGGGGUAGCAGUGGAAAUCUUGUUGACAUGGCACGCCAAUGGGUUGAAAAACAGGGUUUGCUUCCAUCAAAUGAGGAGCUCCCUCUCAUUGACACCUUUCCUGGAUCUGGAGGGCUUAUGGCUGCUGCAAAAGAAGCAAGAUAUGAUAAGGAGGCUGUGAUGAAGUUUUUCCGUAUGUUGGUAAGAAGAAGAUAUUUUUCAGAUGAGUUACCAAUGGCAAGUCCAUGGUCAACCUCAGUACAAAGACCAUUACAGAAUUUGAGUGAUGAAGAUCAGAUAUACACAAGUACAAGGACAAGUGGAGACUCGUACAAGUACAAUGUGCUACCACCACUGCCAGCUCAGCGCAAUCUGACCCCACCUCCCACACUGUAUCCUCAGCAACCGGUGUUGACGCCUGACAAUUAUAAUAUACCAAGAUUUGCAUUGAGUGGAGCUCAAGAAUUAAACAGUAUUAGAUCCAAAAGGAAUGAUAUCAAUGUAUGAUUUUGAUUUUGCCACUACUAUAAAAAAAAAUGGGCAUAUGUUUUCUUUUUUCUUCUUACUGUGUUGAUGCUUCUUGAUUGUAAAAACUAGUCUAUUCAUUCUUUUGACUCAGUGAGAUAUAUUGUUGUUGCCUCUUUGGUUUGAUUUGUUCAAUGUGAAGAUUGUUGGUGGAAA
Lactuca virosa is the source of this 1472-nucleotide messenger RNA. Lineage: Eukaryota; Viridiplantae; Streptophyta; Magnoliopsida; Asterales; Asteraceae. The record is from the annotation of a GenBank genome assembly.